Messenger RNA from Prorocentrum cordatum, 168 nucleotides. The record is from the annotation of a GenBank genome assembly. NCBI's taxonomy places the organism in Eukaryota, Dinophyceae, Prorocentrales, Prorocentraceae.
UUCUUCGCGGAGCUGGCCUCGGUGGUCUUGAAGAAGCUGCUACGUGACCACCCGUUGAACGCUUGGCUGAAGGACUUCAAGGCUGGCAUCAAGACUGGCUCACAGCAGGGCCGAGCUUCCCCAGCAGCAAGCGCGGACGCCACUGACAUGGAGUCUGGGGCCGCGGAG